AUGUUAGAAAAUCAUGUUAGAGAAGGAUAUCGUUAUAUCCAUCUAGGAUUAAUCCAAAUAGCUAUAAAGCUUUUACAUAAACUAGGGCUAAACACUCCUAUUAUGUUAGUCCUUCGUGAUACUCAUAUUAAAGAUUUUUAUAACUCAACUAUUGCUAUAGUUGAAUCUAACCUUAAUGAUGGUUUAGUUUACUUUAACUUCCAUCCUAAUUACUCUAUGAGUUUAAUUGACGAAUUCACUAAAAACUCACUUGUCAUAUAUGUUCAAGGCCUAAGUGACACAUUUAAUCCUGGAGUUGUCAACAUAGACGUUAUUAGUAGAAUUACCUACAAAAUUUCUAAUGUUAGUUAUAAUUUUAAAUCUCUUAAAACCACUUCUAGAAAUGAAACAUGUAUUAUUGAAGUCAAUCUUAGCAGAUCUAAUGUUAUGACCCCUAAGAUUCUUACUGCUUCUGAUAUUAUUGACAAAUUCCCUCAGAAAUGGAUUUUGCAAGAUGUGGUUAAAUAUGAAAAGAUUAAAACCAGGUCUGAUAGGGAUGUUAUUCAGGAUAUUGAUGGAUCUGUCAGGAUUCAAACUAAUAGGAGCCAAUCAUUUCAUUACAAUUAG
Molecule: messenger RNA, 606 nt
Organism: Lathyrus oleraceus (garden pea)
Lineage: Eukaryota; Viridiplantae; Streptophyta; Magnoliopsida; Fabales; Fabaceae
Exons: 1
Coding region: 1-606 (201 amino acids)
Source: RefSeq, a predicted model, not a curated record